GCGGCGGCCGUGCCCGCGCAGCCGGCGGCGCGCAGGGAGCGCAGGCCCGGGGCGCAGUCUAUGACCGAGGCGGUGAUGUGCGCAUCGCCUCUGCAGACCCGCCCCACAGCGACAGCCAAACCCGGCUGGGGAGCGAGGGGCCUGGGCUCCCUCCCGGGCCCUGGCGAGAAAGGACCGACCGCCAGGAAGGGCGGGCGGGCCGCUGGGCAGAGCGGACCCCCGGGGCGAGGCUGGGGUUCCGCACACGGCCACGCCACAGCCGCUCCUGAAAUGGGAACUGAUUGAGCGAGGGACUGGAAGCUGGAGCCGGAGGGGAGGGGGCUGAGGGGAAGGCGGGAAAGGGAAAGGGGAGGGGCCGCGUCGAGGUGGAGGAAGGCGUUGGGGGGAGGGGGAAGUCCGCCUUUCCCUGCGGACGGCGCUGAUUGGGCCACCGGAAUCCGGGCGCUGAUUGGCUGCGUGGGCGAGGCGGAGGGGCCGUGCGCAACGGCGUGUGUGGGGCCGUGUGCAGACCCGCGUGUGGCGCAGGCUAGGACCCCGAAAAUAAACAGCCGCUGCUGCCGCCGUCGUCCCUCUAUCCUCCUCGGGAGCUGAAGCGUCCGACCCCGCUACCGCCGCGGGCCCUCUUCGACAUCUUAGAAGGUCUAAGUGCAGCAAUGAGCAGCAACGAGUGUUUCAAGUGUGGACGCUCUGGCCAUUGGGCCCGAGAAUGCCCUACUGGAGGAGGCCGUGGUCGAGGAAUGCGCAGCCGUGGAAGAGGUUUCCAGUUUGUUUCUUCAUCUCUUCCAGACAUCUGUUACCGUUGUGGUGAGUCUGGUCAUCUUGCCAAGGAUUGUGAUCUUCAGGAGGAUGCCUGCUAUAACUGCGGUAGAGGUGGCCACAUUGCCAAGGACUGCAAGGAACCGAAGCGGGAGAGAGAGCAGUGCUGCUACAACUGUGGCAAACCCGGCCACCUGGCUCGAGACUGCGACCAUGCAGAUGAGCAGAAGUGCUACUCGUGUGGAGAGUUUGGGCACAUUCAGAAAGAUUGCACCAAAGUGAAAUGCUAUAGGUGUGGUGAAACUGGUCAUGUAGCCAUCAACUGCAGCAAGACAAGUGAAGUCAACUGUUAUCGCUGUGGCGAGUCAGGGCAUCUUGCACGGGAAUGCACAAUUGAGGCUACAGCUUAAUUAUUUUCCUUUGUCGCCCCUCCUUUUUCUGAUUGAUGGUUGUAUUAUUUUCUCUGAAUCCUCUUCACUGGCCAAAGGUUGGCAGAUAGAGGCUACUCCCAGGCCAGUGAGCUUUACUUGCCGUGUAAAAGGAGGAAAGGGGUGGAAAAAUCGACUUUCUGCAUUUAACUACAAAAAAAUGUUUAUGUUUAGUUUGGUAGAGGUGUUAUGUAUAAUGCUUUGUUAAAGAACCCCCUUUCCGCGCCACUGGUGAAUAGGGAUUAACGAAUGGAAGAGUUGAGUCAGACUAGGAAACCCUCUCUGGGUUUCUUGGAUGUGAUCCCAUGCAGGAGGUAAAACAGAUUCUGGAAGUGUCUUUGAACUUCCAUAAGUAACUUUAAUUGUAGUAUAAUGAUGGCCUUGGAUUGUCUGACCUCAGUAGCUGUUAAAUAACAUCGAGUAACAUCUGUAUCAGGCCCUACAUAGAGCAUCUAGUCGAGUGGGAGUAAAAAGAUGUAUAUGCCUGUUAAUGGCCAUGAGAGAGAGAGAAAUCAGGAUAAAAACCUAAACAGUAACAACUCCGUCGCAAUGUGAAUGCUGGAGAUACAGAUGGUGAAGGCAAGGUUUGAAAUAAAUUUUUCAAAAACUAAAACUAAAACCCAGAGUAAACAUCAAUGCUCAGAGCAAGCAUAAUUUGGAGCUAUUCAGGAGUUGCAGAGAAAUGCAUUUUCACAGAAAUCAAGAUGUUAUUUUUGUAUACUAUAUCACUUAGACAACUGUUGAGUUUCAUUUGCUGUAAUCAGUUUUUAAAAGUCAGAUGGUAAAAGCAACUGAAGUCCUAGAACAUAGAAAUGUAAUUUUAAACUAUCAAUAAAGCUGGAGGAGGAAGGGGAGUUUGACUAAAGUUCCUUUUGUUUAUUUCAAAUUUUCAUUAAUGUACAUAGUGCAAAAUGCCAUAUUAAAGAGGGGACUGUGGAGGACUGAAAAGCUGACAGUUUGGACUUUUUUUUUGUACUAACUCAAUCAUGACUUCAAUGGCUAAAGUUAGCAGCAAUUAAAACAUGGAAAGGCUUGGGGUUAAAAAUUGUGUCAGAUUAUUUUGCAAAAGAAUAGAGAAUGUUUAAAGCUUUGGUUUUUAUCAUCCAUUUACAUAUUCAUAAUAUGCAUUUUUUUAGGUUUUACGUAUUUUUAAGUGAUCUGUACGCAGUUGCCUCAGCUUAGCCAUAUAUAUAUAUAUAUAUAUAUUCAUAUUCUUUGGCCUUUAUGUAGAUCUGAAAUAACAGUACCUCCACAAUAUUAGAGCUGGAAAGAACCUUUAGAACCUCUCCCUUGGUGAUUUUUCCCAGUGAAGGUAGGGGCAGAGCUGCAAUCAAGUUCGAGUCUCCUAUGAACUCAAGUACCACACUGCAGCUCCACUGUGGAUAUAGUUAGGGGUUCAUUUGGGGAGCUUUUUUGAUAGGUCCAAUACAAACGUUUAUUAAGUGCCUACUGUAAAUAAGGCACUGGUUAGCCAUUUGGAUAGAAAGAUAAAAGGAAAAACAUUCCCUACCCCCAAGAAAGUAAAUUUGCUUUUUUCUUCUUCUGAUUUGGGUGUUUAAAACACUUUCUAUCAAUUAUUUACUUCAUGCGAAUUUUGAGUUGAGAUCUUGGUGCUUCCUUCAGCUUAAGGGUCCAUGGUGGUAUAGGCAUUCCAACUUUGUAUUGAGUUGAGGGUUUCAGAAGACUAUAUUAAGGCCACCAUGAUUUGGCCAAAAUGAAAGGAAAACAUGAUUAUAAAUACAUUUAUUAUAUUUCCCAGUGUGUUGAAUGGAUGCUGAAGUAACAUUUAAAUGAAAAGCAGAAAUUAUUUUAGAAAAACUCCCGCAAGUUAGCUUAGGGGUAUUAACACCAAUAAAAACAAUAAUGACUUAAAUCUUCUACACUUCUAUGAAGCAAUGCAAAACUUUAGUGGACACCUCAAGACAGUUCUGCUAUUUAGGAAGUUGAAGAUUAUUUUUCCAGUCUUGUAGAAUCAUUGGGUACUGCUUGCCAACAAAACGUAAACACUAAGUGAAAUGCAAGGUGACAAAAUUGUGGCCCAUGCGGGGCAAAUGUUAAUUUUUUCUGUAGAAAUAUAUUAGUCUAAGCCUGUUUUGGUAUAAGCCUUAGUUGUUUAUCACUGUAAAACAGCUUUAUGCAUCAACUUAAGCCCCGCUUUGGCAGGUGAAGGGUCUUGAAGGCUACAGUGCUUUCCUCCCAGAUAGAAAGGCAUAUGCCAAGACUGGGAGCAGGCUUUGUGAACUGGAUGUUGGGAAGGCAAAAGGGAAUUUCAUUUGGGCUUCAAGCUGUUGCAUUCUCCCAUCCAUCUUUACAUUGGUGGUACCUAGGAAGUUUGUAUAUGGAGAACUUUUUGAAGCUGGCAUGGAACAAGAACCUGUUCUUACCAGAGCACAAAGUGUUUUCCUUCUAUUAUACAUAUCCAUUUUUGCUUUAAGUUUACCUUGCUUUCAUGUAGCCUGAACACAUUAAACAUGGAAAUGUUCCUUUUGGACAGAAUCUAAAUGAGGGUGUUGAUGCACGUUUGUGUAUGGAUUGCUGUGUGUAUAAACACUUUCCGGUGAAACAGUAUUGGUAUACUAUGCCUGAGUAAUUGGGUGUGUGAAGAGCAGUGUGGAAUGAUGCCAUGGAAUGUAUGAAGGCACUGUCCAGCCUGUGUAGGAAAUACUGUUGGAUCUAAAAUUUUUGUUGAUGUAUGUAUGAAUGGUGUUUUAUAAAUGUGUGGUCUGUUUUGGGGAGAGGUGACUUUUCCCCUUGAAUCAGCAGGGUUAUCUAACUGGAAAUUGAUUCCUCCCACCAGAGGAGAGACAUAAACACAAGAAAUACAGUACCUUACAGUUAACCUUUGAGACAUGUUCUAAGGAGUUUUCAGAAGCACUUUAGUGUACCUUUUUUUGUCCUUCCUGAACUUUAAUAUACUUGUUGGGGAAAAUAUUAAAUGUUAUUUUCUGCUUCCUCCUCUCUUCAGCCCCUUUAUUUUUCCUCUUUGUAGAUUAUUAAAAAUAAAAUCAGACCUGAAUCACAGGUGGUUUCGGGAACCAGAGCCAGGAGUAUAAAACCCAGUGUUUUCUAUUACACCAUUUUCUUCCUUGGCCUUUUUGAUUCAGUGUUUCUCUUCAUAUUAAUGAUUUUGAUCAUUCUUACUCAUAACACUGCCCUGACAUGUUGGUAACAUUUAUUUGCUUAUUUAAUUGGAGAGAAGUAGUGUAGUGCCUGAAGAGAAAUUCUUGGGAUGACAGAUAUUCAUAGCUAAGUCAAAUUUCAUUGAAGUGUAAUCUUGUCACAUCAAUGCCUUAAUGCAAGUGGCCUGUGAGUUCCUGGAUGUCACUUUGCAUGGGCUUGCUAGAAGUGUGGAGCAGAGUUCUUCCACUAACUUAGCAAGUUUAUAUUCUGUUUUGAGGAAAGAUUCAACUUUAAGUGUGUCUAUAGUACUAUUGAAUAAAAAUGUUAUUGAACAUUACUGAAGAAUUUGAGGGGAAAAGAGUUUAAUAGAAACAUUCAAUGUGGUAAGUCAUUUUUCUCAUUUAUAUGCCAGUUCUCGGGGGAAAGCCAGUCUAGUUGUGCCCAGUACCAUCAAAGAGGUGAAAGGAAGAAGGAAGUAGUUAUUAGUGUCUGUUAGGGUUAGGGUAAUUAGCUGACAUCAUGAUGCAGUUCUGUGUUUUCUGGCACUUCAGAAUUGUUUUCCUAGUAGUAGUGAGUUGGUUUGUGUUGGGCCACCUGUUCUUUUAGAAAUGGAGGCAUACGUAUGGGAGAGGUGCCUGGGGGUCUUACUGAUUCUCAAACAGUUGCUCUUCGAAGUUAAGGGGUUCUGGAAAGGUCAGCCUCUUAAACCAUGCUCUUUACCAAUUGAGUAUUACUUUCAACCCAGGUAUGCCCAGCAAGGAAGCUACCUUGUGUUAACAUUUUGCUAUCAAGUGCCAUUCAUCUACCAUGAUGCCAGCAUUUUUUUUCUUAAAAUAAAUUUUAAUAAUAAAAUAACCUGUUAAUUUAA
Messenger RNA from Trichosurus vulpecula (common brushtail), 5172 nucleotides. RefSeq names its product CCHC-type zinc finger nucleic acid binding protein (gene CNBP). The coding region runs from base 654 to 1166 and encodes 170 amino acids. NCBI's taxonomy places the organism in Eukaryota, Metazoa, Chordata, Mammalia, Diprotodontia, Phalangeridae. Gene Ontology annotation, biological process: positive regulation of cytoplasmic translation. The record is from RefSeq and is a predicted model, not a curated record. Gene Ontology annotation, molecular function: single-stranded RNA binding; translation regulator activity; zinc ion binding. The transcript is spliced from 5 exons. Gene Ontology annotation, cellular component: cytoplasm.